UUGGUCCAUUGGUACAAAAAAACUACUUUAUUAAUCACAAAUUAUUUAAAGGAUUUUAAAUUAGUAUUGGAUAUAGAUUUAUUUAUUUAUAAAUAAAUAUACAAAGGUAUUAUUUGAAAAAUGCGUUUGACAGCUUUUCUUAUGCAUUACAAACACAAAAAACCUCAUGGAAAAUUAUACAGAGGAAAAAACCGCAAAGUACCAGAAGUUCGUUUUGAGCACCUAUUGCGAGUUCGCCAUGAUUAUGAACGUGAAGAAGAGAACAUGUUAAUUUUACGUCAUCCUUAUCUAACGACUGCACAAUCAUUAAAUCAUAUGAAGGAAAUUAAACCACCAAUUGAUAUGAACGAAGUUCGUAAUAAAAUGAGAAAUGCCUUAUUCCAAAAACAUUACAGUUGGGUUGAUCAACUGGCUCAUUUGCGUGUCAGAGAUUCUUGGGAAUAACUUAGUUAUUGAAAACUACCUUUCAUCAAUGUAGAUUAUUGAAUUUUCUUAAAAGACUACUGUAUCAUUUAUUAAAUUUACAUCAUUAUUUCUUUAAUAAAUAAUUAAAAUUUUAUUUAA
Molecule: messenger RNA, 564 nt
Organism: Microplitis demolitor
Lineage: Eukaryota; Metazoa; Arthropoda; Insecta; Hymenoptera; Braconidae
Exons: 2
Coding region: 121-444 (107 amino acids)
Biological process (GO): mitochondrial translation
Cellular component (GO): mitochondrial ribosome
Molecular function (GO): structural constituent of ribosome
Source: RefSeq, a predicted model, not a curated record